AUGAGGCCCAUUGUACGCAACAAUGACUUAAUGACUCAUAGACUCAGACUCCGAACCUUCUCAGGUAGAACUCCCCGUCCAUCUAAUGAGGUUAAUUAUGAUACCUGGCGUGCAAGUGUAGAGCUCCUCUUACAAGACCCAGCUGUGUCUGAUCUGCAAAGAGUGAGGAGGAUAUGUGACAGUCUUUACUCACCAGCCUCUGACAUCAUCAAGUCAGUCAAUCCAGGUUCUCCACCAACAGACUAUGUGAAAUUGCUAGAUUCCGCCUUCUCCACUAUGGAGGAUGGAGAUGAGCUAUUUGCAAAGUUCAUGAGCAUCUUCCAGAACACUGGUGAAAAGCCGUCAGAAUACAUACAGCGACUUCAAGUGGCAUUGAACCUCACCAUGAAACGUGGCGGAGUGCAACCUCCUGAUGUGAACAAGCAUCGCUUGAAGCAAUUCUGCAGGGGAUGCUGGGACGAUACAUUAAUCACAGAACUGCAAUUAGAACAGAAAAAACAAGACCCACCGUCAUUCACAGAGCUGUUGGCACUGUUACGCACUAAAGAGAACAAGACUGAUUCUAAAGCCACACGAAUGAAACAACACCUAGGCGUUGUCAAGCAACAUGCUGCUGUUAAGUCCCAGAUAUCAUACUCUUGCAAAGAAGAAGAUGUUAGCCAGCUUAGUUCAGUAACUGCUAAACUGACUAAACAAGUUGCAGAACUUCAAAGCCAGCUUGCCACUCUAGCUGAGGAAAAGCAUACAUCCAGAGCAAAGCCCAGCUCUUUCAAGCCACAAAAAGAGAAAAAUGACACAAAAGCUGAGGCAGAAUCCAAACUUAAAGUCACAAACAAGCAGCACACUGUCAAGCCUAGACCAUGGUACUGCUUUAAAUGCGGCGAAGAUGGACAUAUCGCAACAUCUUGCAGUAAUGACCCCGAUCCUACAUUAGUGGCUGACAAGAGAAAACAGUUGCAGAAGAGGCAGCGUGAAUGGGAGUCUCAGAAUGUUUCCAGCGAUUUAAACUGA
Molecule: messenger RNA, 1011 nt
Organism: Clupea harengus (Atlantic herring)
Lineage: Eukaryota; Metazoa; Chordata; Actinopteri; Clupeiformes; Clupeidae
Product: paraneoplastic antigen Ma1-like
Molecular function (GO): nucleic acid binding; zinc ion binding
Source: RefSeq, a predicted model, not a curated record